AUGGAUUCGGAAACAGACAAAACAGUAGAAGGAAGUUGCCUUCUCUGGCAAGAUCUGUCGGUAACCCUCGCAUGCAACAACUUCGGAACCCACAGUAAUGUCGUCGGCUCCUCGCCGUCGACGACCAAGUACUUGGUGAACGGUCUCACCGGUCUGGCUCAAUCCCACCGGAUUAUGGCCGUCAUGGGGCCUUCCGGCUCCGGCAAGUCCACCUUCCUCGAUGCCUUGGCUGACGUCUUCCUGGGGACACUGACGGUGAAGGAAACGCUCUACUUCGGCGCUCGCCUGAGGCUGCCGGAACUUAGCAAUGCCGAGCUCGACGAGGUGAUCGAGGAGACGAUGGACAAGAUGGGUCUCGAGGAAUGUGGGGACACCAAGGUGGGGAACUGGCACCUGAGAGGGAUAAGCGGCGGGGAGAGGCGGCGGCUGAGCAUCGCCGUCGAGAUAUUGGCCCAGCCGGAGGUGCUCUGCUUGGACGAGGCCACGACGGGGCUGGACAGCGCGGCGUCGUUCUUCGUGGUUCAGGCGCUGCGCAAUGUUGCGAGGAGCGGGAAGAUCGUGGUUUGCUCCAUCCACCAGCCGACCAACGACGUGUUUCGGCUGUUCGAUGAUCUGCUGCUCAUCUCUUCUGGGGAGGCGGUUUACUUUGGUGAAUGCAAAGGUGCUGUCAAGUUCUUUGCAGAGUCCGGGUACCCCUGCCCGACUAGAAGAAACCCGCCGGACCAUUUCCUCCGGUGCAUUAGCCCGGAGUUCGAUCAAGUCUUGGCAGCCCUGAAGCAGACACAGCGAAGGAACGAUGCCGAUCUCUCAGCAGCAGAUGGCUUGCUGAACGGGACAACAGCAGAUGCCAGAGCAACCCUAGUGAACAAGUACAAAUCGUCCAGUUUUGCUGACACUGCGACGAAAAAGAUUCAAGAACUCGCAUUACUACUGAUCACUGAAAAACAUGAUGAUGAUAGCCAGAGUAGCAGUCAAGUUGUGCCUGUGAAGAAGAGGAAGCAGCAGCAUCAAUGGUGGAGCCAAUUCUGCACGUUGACACACCGCUCCAUCUUGCACAUGUGCAGGGACCUCGGCUACUACUGGCUCCGGAUCUUCUUCUACAUCAUGGUGGCGCUCAGCACGGGUACCUUGGAGUUCGACAUUGGGACCUCCAGCGAUGCGGUCAUAGCCAGAGGCAAGGUAGACGGGUUCCUCUACGGCCUCAUGAUUUGCUUGUCCAUCGGCGGCUUGCCUUUCUUCUUGGAUGAGAUCAAGGCCUUCCGUGGGGAGAGGGAGGGAGGGUACUAUGGGGAGGCUGUAUAUGUGCUGUCUAACUACCUCUCCUCAUUACCUUUCACCAUAUUCAUAUCGAUCUCGUCCGGAUCCAUACUGUACACCAUGGUGAAGUUCCACCCGGGCUUCUCCCACUUGCUCUACUUCUGCAUCAACCUCUUCUUCUGCAUCUCGGUUUCAGAAGCCUGCGUCUUUUUCACCGCUUCUCUCAUAUCCAAUCCAUUGCCAGCCAUGGGUGCUGCAAUUGGAGUCACCGUGCUCAAUCUAAUGCCAUCCGUGGUCUUCCGGCCAAUACCCGACCUUCCCAAGAUCUUCUGGAGGUACCCUUUGUCCUACAUCAGCUAUGCUGCCUGGGGAACACAGGGGAAUCUGAAGAAUGACAUGAUGGGGCUGGAAUUCGAUUCUGAAAUACCUGGAAGGCCAAAGAUAACUGGCGAAUUCAUUCUGGAGGACAUUUACGAGCAUGCCUCCUUUUUCUCGUCAAUAUUAGCACUUAGCAGUGCCAUGCGAAACCCGCCUGACCAUUUCCUCCGGUGCAUUGCACCGGAGUUCGAUCAAGUCUUAGCCGCUCUGAAGCAAACACAACGACUGAACUUUGCCGAAAAACAUGGCGAUGAUGACAGCAAGAGUAGCAGUGAAGUUGUACCUGUAAAGAAUAGAAAGAUUGGGAAGCAGCAGCAACAUCAAUGGUGGAACCAAUUCUUCACACUAACACACCGCUCCAGCUUGCACAUGUGCAGAGACCUCGGCUACUACUGGCUUCGAAUCUUCUUCUACAUCAUGGUGGCACUAAGCACGGGAACCCUGGAGUUCGACAUUGGCACCUCCAACGCUGCAGUCAUAGCCAGAGGCAAGGUAGACGGGUUCCUCUAUGGCCUUAUGAUCUGUUUGUCUAUCGGUGGCUUACCUUUCUUCCUCGACGAGAUCAAGGCCUUCCGUGGAGAGAGUCAGGGAGGGUACUAUAGCGAGGCUGCUUAUGUGCUAUCCAACUUCCUAUCCUCAUUACCUUUCACCAUAUUCAUAUCCUUCUCAUCAGGAUCAAUACUAUAUAGCAUGGUGAAGUUCCAUCCUGGUUUCUCGCACUUGCUCUACUUCUGCAUCAACCUCUUCUUCAGCAUCUCCGUCUCAGAAGCCUGUGUCUUUGUCACUGCUUCUCUAGUAUCCAAUCCAUUGCCCGCCAUGGGUGCUGCUAUUGGUGUCACCGUACUCAAUCUAAUGCCCUCUAUCAUAACUCGACCACUACCCGACCUUCCUAAUAUCAUCUGGAGGUACCCUUUGUCCUACAUCAGUUUUGCAGCUUGGGGAACACAGGGCAAUCUGAAGAAUGACAUGAUGGGACUAGAAUUCGAUUCUGCAAUACCUGGACGGCCGAAGAUAACAGGCGAAUCCAUUCUUAAGAACAGUUAUGGCAUGAACAUAAGAUACUCCAAGUGGUGGGAUGUAGCAGCUCUCUUCUGCUUGCUACUAGCUUACAGGCUAGUCCUAGUCUUCACCAUUUACAACAAGCAGAGAAUACCGACUCCAUUCCGUAGAAUUUACCCCGAGAGAGGUCUCAAACCCACCAAGAUUCAGCAGGCUUAACUGAAGAAUCAACAUUGAAACACUUAUGCUAAGUUGUUUGAACUGAAAUGACUGCCAAAAUUAUGAACUUUUACAGUGUGAUCGAAACUUACAAGCAGUGAAAUGAAAUACCCGGCAGCGGGC
This is a messenger RNA of Linum tenue, 2976 nucleotides long. NCBI's taxonomy places the organism in Eukaryota, Viridiplantae, Streptophyta, Magnoliopsida, Malpighiales, Linaceae. The record is from the annotation of a GenBank genome assembly.